AUGGGUCGCCGGAAGAUUGAGAUCAAGGCCAUCAAAGAUGACCGCAAUCGCUCGGUUACAUUUUUGAAGCGCAAAGGCGGUCUAUUCAAGAAAGCUCACGAGCUGUCGGUGCUGUGCUCCGUCGACGUGGCAGUCAUCAUCUUUGGUCAUAAUAAGAAGUUAUACGAAUUCUCGUCGGGAGACAUCCACGAGACCCUGGGCAAAUACCAAUAUUGGGGCCCUCCGCAUGAACAUAAAGGACCAAAUGAUUUCUCGGGAAAGGGCGGGGAUGACGACGACGAUGAGGACGACGAGAUAGGUAUGGAAGAUAUGGGCCCAUCGUCUCAACCGAUGGUACCACCACAACUCCAGAGCCAACCCGCUUACCAACACAUGAACCACGCUCCAUCUGCCUCGCCACCGAUCCCUAACGGAGUCGCUUUCGGUCCUCGUCACGGCACUCCACAACCACAAGGCUCAUCCCGUCCAUCUUCACGUAACCACGUUCGUCGACUGAGUUCGCAAUAUGGUGCACAUCCUGCGCAUGCCACGCCUCCCCCUCCCGGUCCCAAUGGCUAUGCCUACAUGCCUAAUCCCUCGGUAUACAAUGCCAACAAUCAACCUCCACGACAAGGCCAAUACCAACAAUUUGCACACCCCGCUCACCCCAGUACGCAACCACAAACACAGUCUAUCCCGCACCACCACCCACAAGCUGCACAUCCUCAUCACAACAUCCCUCCGCAUCAAAACCAGCCGAUGGCACACGUUCAACAUCAGUACAUGCAAGAACAAGGACGACCUUCCCUCCCCCCCGAUUCUCAGUCUUAUCAACAUCGCCCGUCUCUAUCUCUACCGGAUCCUACUGCAGUGCAGCAGUCUACAGAAGGCAAGGUGGAGGGAAGCCAAUCGCCAAAAUCGAAAGCGCGUAGUAUUUUCACCCCGAUUGAUGACAAGACUUCCGUGUUCUCGCGUCAUUUCUUUGGCGGGUCAACUCUGCGCGAAUCUCCCCAGCGUGAGACAUCUGCAAAGCAAGACCAAAAGUCGAAUGUGUCAGUCAGCCAGACCCUUCCGCUACCUACUGCAAACGCACAGCCGCAACCGAAUCGAGGAGCGACGGAACCUAAAAGGUCGCAGUCAGCCUCUUCACUACCUGAUUCCCAGCAACCUUCUCGGCCGAAACCAAGACUUAAAGUCCAAAUCCCAAGCGAACAAUCCGACGACAGUGCAACUGCAGAUUCAUCGCCUCGUGAUUCAUCAGGUCAGAAAACAACGACUCCGCCAAAGAAAAAUUCAGAUCCAGGUCCUCAGGGGGUUGUACAGCUGCCACCGCCGCCUCCAUCACCAGGAGCUGGGCCUAUAUUGAGUGCCGGGGCCCAGGGACCUCCAAAUCCAUUCGCGCGACCAACACAGCCGGCUUCUAAUACGCAAAAUGGCGCAGGAUAUAACAAUAAUCAGAACAUGGAAACCCCGAUCUCCGCCCUCCCUAGUCGCUUUGUUUCAGACGCCCUCCUUCCAUCUCCGUCGAGCUUCUUUCCAGAAUGGGGCUUUGGACGCAGCGGUCCCGACUCAAAUAUGCUACCGAGUCCGCUGACAUUCCCAACACCUGCAGCUCAAACCGGGCCGGGUUUUUCAAGAGAGGAAGAGGGCGAGAAAAAACGCAAGAAUUCUGAUGGGGCCGUUGCGGUUGAAACAGGGGGGAAGAAAGUAAAAACUUGA
Talaromyces proteolyticus is the source of this 1698-nucleotide messenger RNA. RefSeq lists its product as uncharacterized. Gene Ontology annotation, biological process: positive regulation of transcription by RNA polymerase II. Lineage: Eukaryota; Fungi; Ascomycota; Eurotiomycetes; Eurotiales; Trichocomaceae. The transcript has 3 exons. Gene Ontology annotation, molecular function: RNA polymerase II cis-regulatory region sequence-specific DNA binding; protein dimerization activity; DNA-binding transcription factor activity, RNA polymerase II-specific. The record is from RefSeq and is a predicted model, not a curated record. Bases 1 to 1698 code for a protein of 565 amino acids.